This is a messenger RNA of Sparassis crispa, 1290 nucleotides long. RefSeq lists its product as hypothetical. The transcript has a single exon. Lineage: Eukaryota; Fungi; Basidiomycota; Agaricomycetes; Polyporales; Sparassidaceae. The record is from RefSeq and is a predicted model, not a curated record. The coding region runs from base 1 to 1290 and encodes 429 amino acids.
AUGGCGUCCUCACUCUCUUUAGCGUCCAGCUCGCUUUCUUUCCCCACUAUUUAUGCACCUCCACCCUCGCAGGACCCCUCCAUGCGGCAUAUCUUGGUCCCUGACGUGUUUGUAACCCCCCCGGAAGAAGAACAGCACGAGAACCCGCCGUGGUGCUACUUCGAUGCGGCGGAGGCGGCCAAGGACUGCUUCUCGACAACCCCGGAUAUUGACACCCUCAGGUUCGCGCUGGAUUUCCACCAGCAGACGCACAACCCCGCACCCGCCUUCCACCGUGCACUGGGCAAUGAUUCACAGGAGACUGUCGUCAUGCCGAAGAAAGGCGGGGCUUUGCGCCGACCCGAAUCUCUCACGGGCAGUGAGAGGGAGGAUGGUGUGCGGAUCAGGGUGCUGGACGAGGAGAUUGUGGAGGUGGUCAAAGUGCGGCGGAAUGAGGGUAUGGCGGACGUAGGAGAGGUGAAGGGCCAAAUGAAGAAGUCUAUGACCUUCAGGGCUCGUGCGACGGAGGCUUUCAGGUCAAUCAAGAACUUGAAUGCGGGGAAGGGUACUCGCAGACCAGUGACGGACACCUGGACGGCGCAAGAGAAUAUUCGUCAGUCGCGUUCAGAAGAUAUCCAGGAUCGGGGAACACUACCCCACCCUAGCACGCCGAAUCUCUCGAGACGCAAGUCUGCCGUCUUCGCGCAGUUCUUCACGUUCUCGCAGAACAACAAGUCGACUGCUCCAUCUGCUGACUACGCAGAACCACCUAUGUCUCCCACCUCGAGCGCGUCAAUGCACCGGAACAGUGUGAAUAGCAUGCACAGUCUGAACAGCACACCUCCAUCGCUGUCCACGUCUUCGUCUUCUCAUGCCCAACGUUUACAUCCGUCACCUUCUCUGGAGGACUGCAUCGACACUUCGAAGCCUAGCGGAAGGACGUCUCCGACGCCGACCCUUUCCAAGCGAAAAUCGUUCCGUCAUCGUUUGUCGGUCCUGGACCUACAACGACUCUUCACCUCGAAUAGCGCUUCAAGUGUAGCAGACGAGCACGCCCCUCCGUCCACAUCUCCUUCCAGGCCACCAGAGCUCUUCGUCGAUAUUUUCUCCAAUUCAGAUUCCCGCCCAUAUUCGCUGCAGUCGUCGGACCUAAGUCCCUCGUCGUCGACUCCUUCAUCCUUCGCUUCCAGUUCAUCUAUCUCCGGGCGCGCCUCGCCAUCCACGUUCCACAUAGACACAGAUACCGAGAUGAGGCUUGACUCGCUUCAUUUCGACUCGUUGCACUUUGACCCGGACGAGUUCUGCUCGUGA